GCUCGUAUUGUUAAUAGAAGCUUCAGCAUUUUAGCUCAUUGAAAGUGCCAGUGAUGGAAUUGCUCAGCGAUGCUGGCAGGCUGGAAGUUUCUCAGUAUUCGUAUGUUUUAUUACCGUUAAACAACCAGCACAGUCAUGUUGAUUGUCUUCUUACAGCUGAUGGAAAAGAUUAUCUGUUGCAUCUAGGCUUUCCUAAUUAUCCAUCAUUGGAGGGAUGUACCAUUAAUUUGAGCUAUGAUUUGAAGUGCAUUAUUUUGAACAAAAAAGGUUUUGAAGAACAAAUGCUUCAAAGAUUUAACAGUGUUGAAGAAUUAAUUGAAAAAUUAGGCAUCUUAAUUAAAGACCAUCACAAAACAAACCUGUUGUGCAGCAACACAGAGAAACCAAGUGUGGCUACCAACUAUUCAAAGAUUUUGGCUGAUAUAGAUGCAAUAGGCUGGGAAAAACUUUCUAGUGUCAAUCAUGAUUUUACUGAACUGAAGCUGAAAAUGUAUGAUUCCUUGAAUCACCAACACAUUUUGAAUGUCAAAUUUAACAACAAUGUGCCAGAGUUCUCUGCUGAAUAUCCCAGAAAUAUCAGCAUUGAAUGGCAAGAGGACAGUAGUACCUUAAGUGAAAUGUACAGCUUAUUUUGCCAAGAAGCAGAACAAUAUCAAGAUUUCUGGAAAGCCAUGGAAGAGCUAGAUGCUGGGUGCUGGGUUUUGGAACCCGAAAAUCCUUCAAGACGCGAUACCUACAGGAAAAUAUCUAUUGCUCCCAAUGUUUCCUUGAAAGUUGAAGUAGAUCCAAACCACCCAUAUGUUUUCCCUUCUAUUACUUGGCUUGGAUCUGAAACGGCCGUCUCAAAACUUAGGGAACAAAUUUUGGAUCGAAUUGAGGUGUGGGAUAAUGACUUGCCAAUUAACACCAAUCUAGAAAGGCUACUCGAAAUUUCUCUGCCAUUAAAACAAACGCUUGAUAUGGGCACUGAAAAUUCUGAGGUAACAUGUUGUAUUUGCUACUCCGAGCGCUUAAAUGGCGAAGUGCCGUCGCGAACUUGUGACAAUCCGAACUGUGGUCAAUCGUUCCACAUCUUUUGCUUGUACGAGUGGUUGCGAUCUUUGAUACAAACAACAAGAAAGCAAGGGAACAAAGUCUUUGGAGAAUGCCCGCUUUGCGAACAACCUAUUUCAUGCAAUCCACCUGCUAGCUAAAGUGCCCAAAAGGAAAAUUGGCGGUUUCAUUCAGUGAGUCGUCAUUGCACUAAUGCAACCGAUGGUUUAAAUAAAAUUCUAAAAAUAUUACCGUGUGAUACCUGGUGUGCCUCACAAGCCAAAAACCCCAGCGUCUUGUAAAAUGCUUAUAUAAACUAUUUUAAUUUUC
Molecule: messenger RNA, 1362 nt
Organism: Daphnia carinata
Lineage: Eukaryota; Metazoa; Arthropoda; Branchiopoda; Diplostraca; Daphniidae
Gene: Fancl
Product: E3 ubiquitin-protein ligase FANCL-like
Exons: 8
Coding region: 54-1193 (379 amino acids)
Biological process (GO): interstrand cross-link repair; protein monoubiquitination
Cellular component (GO): nucleus; Fanconi anaemia nuclear complex
Molecular function (GO): ubiquitin protein ligase activity
Source: RefSeq, a predicted model, not a curated record